This is a messenger RNA of Dermacentor albipictus, 2882 nucleotides long. RefSeq lists its product as uncharacterized. NCBI's taxonomy places the organism in Eukaryota, Metazoa, Arthropoda, Arachnida, Ixodida, Ixodidae. Gene Ontology annotation, cellular component: membrane. The record is from RefSeq and is a predicted model, not a curated record. Gene Ontology annotation, molecular function: serine-type endopeptidase activity.
ACGAAGUGCGGAGUUCACCAGCUUCAUCGAAAAAGGAUAUCCUGUCCUAUCCUACCAGCUUCACCACGUACGGUACGUGCCCGUAGAUCACAAGGAUCUGCAUCUACACCUACAACGUACGCGGGCGGGAAAUCACUCGAGAUCCGUGUGAACCAGCUAAGUGUUUCACAAAGUGAGCCUGCCUAAGAGAAAUCCGAGGCGGCAAUUUAAAGCAGCACCCAAGGCAACACCGAUAUGGAAUUCGAAGACAAUGAUUUCUCUCCGCCGUACAGAGGCAAGGCUAAAGAAAAUCUCGUUGAUGCCCACCUGCUUCCAAGCGCACAGGAUGGUGCCUUCAUCGUGUCUCUCAACUCUGAAGCUUCAAUCGCCGGGAAAGAUCUGAUGCUCAAGGACCGUGGAUUGUAUGGAGCUCCGCUAGAUCAUCCAGCAUCGAAAGCGGACGUGCCAUUACUGAGGAGACGGCCGUCUGAAACUGUUGCUAGGGCACAAUCCGAAAUACCGAGACGCCAUUCACUAGUCGUCCCGUUGGCUCGUCAAACUUCAGUGUCGCCGACCGUCGGUUACAGGUCCCUGGCUCGCCAGAUUUCACCAGUAAGGCUGAACCAACCGAAAGCGGCAUGCAAAUUGAAGCCUUCCUACUCAAGUUCCCAACCGCGUUCUCCAGCCGCAGAGCAAGUAUAUUUCAGUUCGCAGUGCCAGGAGACUCAGUUAUUCGGAAUGGGGUCCCCAGUUCCAUUCCUUGAUAACCCGUCGACCGCGGGAUUCCAGAGUCACCUGCCCGCGUCACUGCUUAGAGGUGCGGACCUGCCCAACAACGCUCGCCAACCACAGCUAGCUCAAGCGACUUCACCAGCAGUAAUAAGGAAGACGCAAUGCGGAAGCGCAGCGACGUUUUCCGCAACGACCGCGAAGGACAAUGAGCUGAAGUCCGUGACUGAGCAUUUCGACGAGCGUGCUGUGCCGAUACUGGAAUCACGUGGCACGCUCAGGCCGCGGUCAUGGGACCCACCGCGCGAAUCUCCUCGACCACCGCUGGCAGAGACAACAGAAGCCGCCACAGACGCGUCGUCGGUAGAGAGAUCGGAAUUUGUUCGCCCCACCGCAGCACAAGCUGCCGAGCGGCUUCCCGAACAGGAUAACCCCCUCCAGACGUCCUCGCCGGGCGAGGCCCGUGCCGAAGGCCCGCACGCGCCAGCCCGCGUCCCGUGGGCUACGUUGGCCGUAGUGUGCAUGCAGGCGCGAGCUCACUGGAACUACCUGCACAAGCACUAUCCCGAACGCUGCGCGAGCGUCUCAACCAUAUUGUUCGACGACCAGUGGGAGCGGGUGAUAUUCGCGGCGUUCCACCAUGCCGACGUCACUCACCUGGUUUGCGGCAUCUUCUUCUUCUUCUUCAAGGGCCUCGUGCUGGAAGCCGCGCUUAGUUUGGUGCACUUUGUCGCGCUCCUUGUCGUUCUCGUCGUUUCGGUGGGACUCGUCAACACCUUCUACGCCCUGAUCUCCUGCGAGCUGACCGGCGAGCCCCACAUUUGCACGAUGUGCAUGCAUACGUUCGCCGGCGUCAUUGUGGCUCUAGACAUGAUUAUCCGGAGGUACCUCAGCGACUCGACCAUCUACUACGGGGACCGCGAGUUCGGGAUGAGGCCGCUCGUGUGUUCCAUGUUCGAACUUCUCGUCCUCUGCUCGUGUUCUGACAAGAACGCGAUGCCGAUAUUCAGUGGAUAUUUGACGGGAGCGUUCUUGUGUGGAACAACGCUGGGAAGCAGUAUAGUCAGGAUUCCUAACCCGCGGAAGAAUAUCUACCUCUGCGUCGUUCCAAACGUGCCAGUCACGUAUUGCUUCGUCACAGCUGUCAGCUUCGCCUUUUUGUGCGGGCCGUACACUGACACUUGCACCGCGGAUGACUCAGCAUUGACUUUUAGGUACCCCAUCUGGAAACCGCCCAUUCUCUCGGCGCUGUACCUGGACGACAUGUACCAGGUAGCCUACGUCAGCCUAUCCCUUUUGGCGGUGGGCCAGGACCUCGAACGCGACCUUGGUCACUUCAGCUUCUUGUGCGUGGCUUCUGGGUUGCUGUUCGUCGGGCAACUGCUCCCAGACGGCCUCUCUUGGAUCGUCUGGAGAUACGCGGUCGGCUUCCGAGAUGGUGUCCCUGCUCCGGUGCCGUCUUCAUCGGGCUCCUCCAGCUGCAGCCUGGUCGGCACCCUGAUGGCCCUGAAGACCAUCCGCCACCAGAGGCGUCGAGACCCUCGCGGCUACCAGGUGGCGUCGUUCACCAUCCCGGUGCCCUUCUGGGUGGGCGUCCUGCUGGAGCUGGCACACCUACGUUUCUUCAUACCGGGCUCCUCCACAGCCAGCCACGUCUUGGGAGUGCUCGCCGGCCUGAUUGUAGCUCACUGCCGCGAAGGCUGCGGCAUCAUGGGCCGCAGCACCCGCGGGGCGAGGCGGUGCCCUCAGACCCAUAGCAUUGUUUCGGACGAAGACGAACAGGCGCCGGCUAACCUGUGGUGUCAGAUCUGCGCUGCUCGUACCGCCUCGCCGACAGCCUACCGCGUGCCCGAGCCAACCGUGCACCGAGAUCCCGAGGUCCUCGCGGAAGACGACACUCUCUUCCAGGACUAAGAGCAGCCACGCCGACUCGCCGGUACCGCCGUCGUUCACGUCUGAUCGACGUGUGUGGCUUUGUAGAGGCGUCACGGGUGUAAAGUGCGCAGGAAGGCCGCCGCGCCUGGACGCGAACAUGCCCGAUUACUUAUCUACUAUAGUGUUUUUUUUUCAGGGACGGAUCGCACCUGUAAGGGCGUGCACGGUGUUUCUGUUUGUCUGAACAAGCUAGAAAUGUAUAUGCCGAGCACAUUAAAUUCUACUCGCUUCUUACUUAA